This is a messenger RNA of Canariomyces notabilis, 2057 nucleotides long. Its product is annotated as Calreticulin-domain-containing protein. Gene Ontology annotation, biological process: protein folding. Gene Ontology annotation, molecular function: calcium ion binding. The transcript has 4 exons. Bases 141 to 1859 code for a protein of 572 amino acids. Gene Ontology annotation, cellular component: endoplasmic reticulum membrane; endoplasmic reticulum. Lineage: Eukaryota; Fungi; Ascomycota; Sordariomycetes; Sordariales; Chaetomiaceae. The record is from RefSeq and is a predicted model, not a curated record.
AUUAUCCAUUGCCCAACCCCAACGCAUCGUCUGUCCCCGUAGACGAUCUUUCCUUCCUCAAUCGACCUUUGUGUCCUUUGCAUCCUCCUUUUGUCAGACCACAUCGCUGAGCUGCUUGAGACGACGCUCGGCCAUCCAAAAUGAGGUUCAACGUCGCCGCCGCUGCCGCCAGCGCAGCGCUCUUCGUUGGCGGCGUGAACGCCGAAGACCAGAAGGUGCUCAAGGAUGAAAGCAGCUCUGUCGCCGAGUCGGCGACCAAGGCUGCCCCAGAGCUUCCGACCUUCACUCCCACCAAACUCAAGGCUCCAUUCCUCGAGCAGUUCACCGAUGACUGGGAGGCGCGAUGGAAGCCCUCGCAUGCCAAGAAGGACACGCAAGGUGACGAGGAGUGGGCAUACGUCGGCGAGUGGGCGGUUGAGGAGCCCAUCGUCUACAAGGGAAUGGAGGGCGACAAGGGGCUUGUGGUCAAGAAUGCUGCUGCCCACCACGCCAUCUCCGCCAAGUUCCCCAAGAAGAUUGACCCCAAGGGCAAGACCCUGGUGGUUCAAUACGAGGUCAAGUUGCAGAAUGGCCUCGAAUGCGGUGGUGCCUACCUCAAGCUCCUGCGGGAGAACAAGGCCCUGCACCAGGAGGAGUUCUCCAACACGACUCCGUACGUGAUCAUGUUCGGUCCCGACAAGUGCGGCCACACCAACAAGGUCCACUUCAUCUUCAACCACAAGAACCCCAAGACGGGCGCGUAUGAGGAGAAGCACCUCACCUCUCCUCCUACCGCCAAGAUCGUCAAGACCACAGAGCUCUACACGCUCAUCGUCCACCCCAACAACACGUACGUCAUCCAGCAGAACGGCGAACAGGUCAAGGAGGGUAGCCUCCUCGAGGAUUUCAACCCUGCGGUCAACCCUCCGAAGGAGAUUGACGACCCCAAGGACAAGAAGCCCGAUGACUGGGUUGACGAGGCCCGUAUUCCUGACCCCGAUGCCAAGAAGCCCGACGACUGGGACGAGGAUGCCCCGUACGAGAUUGUCGAUGAGGAGGCUACCCAGCCGGCUGAUUGGCUCGUUGACGAGCCCCUCACCAUCCCUGACCCCGAGGCCCAGAAGCCCGAGGACUGGGAUGAUGAGGAGGACGGCGAUUGGAUUGCCCCCACUGUUCCCAACCCCAAGUGCGCUGAUGUUUCUGGCUGUGGCCCGUGGACCAAGCCCAUGAAGAAGAACCCCGACUACAAGGGCAAGUGGACCGCGCCGCUCAUUGAUAACCCGGCCUACAAGGGUCCCUGGGCUCCUCGCAAGAUUAAGAAUCCCGACUACUUUGAGGACAAGACCCCCGCCAACUUUGAGCCCAUGGGCGCUAUUGGCUUCGAGAUCUGGACCAUGCAGAACAAUAUCAUGUUCGACAACAUCUACAUCGGCCACUCGGUUGAGGAUGCCCGCAAGCUCGCCGAUGAGACUUUCUUCAAGAAGCACCCCGUCGAGACGGCCCUGGAGACUGCCGACAAGCCGAAGGAAGAGGAGAAGCCCAAGUCGCCCAUGGACCUGAAGUUCCUCGACGACCCCAAGAAGUACAUUCAGGAGAAGCUCGACCUCUUCCUGACCAUUGCCAAGAGGGAUCCCCUCGAGGCCAUCAAGUUCGUCCCCGAGAUUGCCGGUGGUCUUGCUGCCCUCUUCGUCACUGUUGUCGCCCUGCUCUUCGGUCUCGUCGGUCUGGGAUCCUCUCCCGCCCCUGCGGCCAAGAAGGUCGCUGCUGAUGCGAAGGAGAAGGCCAAGGAGGUCAAGGACAAGGUUGCAUCGGCCGCCACCACUGGCGCCGAGACUGUCAAGUCGGAGGCCAGCAAGCGCACCACACGGAGCCAAUCGUAGAUGGCAAACCAUACACGACACUAUUCAUGUCAAGUCGAGUUUCUGGGGAGGGAAAUUGAACGGAGAUAGCACUCGGAUUAGCGGAUGGGCAGUUGCCAGGUACCGCAAUCCAAGCUUGGUCGGGACUUGGGCAGUGACUGUUAGGCACUACUUUUUUGCGUUAUCCUGCUUAUUAUUUGAUCGGCGGAGUCCCAGGGC